UCAACCAACACGCUAAUAUAUUAAAAUUCCCCCACUUGUUCCGUCAAUAUAAUCCCAGGCAAUCAACCCAAAUCCAAUCAACACAAAUUUUUCACAAAAUCAAAUACAAAUAUUUGCAUUAAUAACUACAAAUAUGUUUAUGUUUACCAAUUGUUUCGGAAAGGAAAAAAUAUACACCAAAGAAAAGGUGGCAAAGCUCCAUUUCUACGUGCAAGACCUCCGCAUCGGCCACGUCAAUGCGACGGUGUCGGAGGUGGCCACCGCCUCCGUCACAAAGGAUUCCCCCUACAACUUCGGCAGUGUCCACGUCCUGGACGACCUCGUCACCGCGGGGCCGGAGAUGGACUCCCGCCCCGUGGGCCGCGUGCAGGGCCUCACCACCAACGCCGAUCUCUCCACCUACGGCAUCGCCAUGAACCUCAACUUCUACUUCACGGCGGGGAAGUUCGCCGGCAGCCAGCUCAGCCUCCUCGGCCGGAAUCAGGUCUUGGACGACAAGAGGGAGCUGCCCGUGGUCGGUGGGACCGGCGCGUUCCGGUUCACGCGCGGCUACGCCAUCCAAUCCACCUACUCGAACGAUUUUCCGGCCCACUACGCCGUGUUGGAGUACACCGUGUACGCCACCUAUGAUUCGGAGAUCGGAAAAAGCGAUGAAGAUGUUGAGGUUUUUUAAUUUUGAGUUAAUUUAUUUUAUUAAUUUGCCUUUGAUUGUAUUAGUGAUUAUAGUGUGAUGGGGUUAAUGUGAGGUGGUAGUACAAGUUGUGAUUUUAGUGGUGUGGUGUGGUUGCUUUUUGUAAGGGAGUACAUUAUUGUCUUCAGCUGUGUGGAUAUAAAUGGAUUCCAUUUGGCCAUUGUGAUA
Molecule: messenger RNA, 859 nt
Organism: Salvia splendens (bonfire salvia)
Lineage: Eukaryota; Viridiplantae; Streptophyta; Magnoliopsida; Lamiales; Lamiaceae
Product: dirigent protein 21
Exons: 1
Coding region: 134-673 (179 amino acids)
Source: RefSeq, a predicted model, not a curated record